UAAUGAUUAUUUCUAAAUUAAUUAAUUUCACCCUAUAUUAUUGAUAUAUAUAUAUAUAUAAAUGUGCGCGUGUGUAUUGUAACCAACAAACAAGUUAUCUGUAACCCCCAUCGUUGUACUAAAAUGUCACUAAUUGCCCACAGCCUUAUUAUCAGUUAUCCCUUUCCGCAAAUCUGAUCUUAAUCCAACUGCUCUCACCUACCACGAAUUAGCAGCCACCAAAUCCCUGGGAUGAUCCUAUCCGUGACGCGACUUCGCCUGCUUUGUUAACAAAAAUAAAAAAUUAACAGCAAAGUUUAAAAGAAAGAAAACUUCAAUAAUCUCAAGGCAGAUCUUUACAAACAAAAUGAUAACCAGCGUCUCACAAACCAUUUUCUACCUGGCAAUAACAUCACACCCACUUCUGUUUACUUGCAAUGGAAUCAAUUCUGAAGAAUAUUUUGACUAAUGGACCAACCAUGUUUAACAAUUCCCUGAUGGUUUUACCCAAGAGGAGUUGUCUUAGAAAACUAGUAAUUCCAAAGUCCGGACUGGGAUCAAGAUUUCUCAUGUUGUAUCCAUUCACCAGUCAAGUCACUUCCUUUAAAGACUCAUGAUCCCUCUCUCAUUCUCCCUAUCUCUCUUUCCCUCUCUGUCUUUCUCGUUAUGUCUUGUAUCCUAACUGCACCGUUCUUAUUUUCCAUUCGCUGACCAAUCCAUCUUCGGUCAUUUCGUCUUCAUACCUGUUUUGGGCCAGUUUUAAAAUGCGAUCACAUCAUUUUUUUUUUUUCUGGACACAUAAAAUUACAGCAAUUUCUUAUGGAAUUUGAAAAUAAUUUUUGGGUUAAUAAUUUAAAGAAAAUAUAUAACAAAUACAUAUACUCACAUACACACACGUGCACAUAUAACUGGUAUUUCAGUUGACAGCUUUCCCAUUACUUCAAGUUUCACACUGGAGAAGCAUUCAUCAGAUGGCAUAUCAACAAAGAAUUCUACUUAAAAUAUAUUUACUCUAUCUGGUAUAUUGAGUACUUUUUAUUUUGUGCCACGAAUUGCAAACAGUUUGGGCUAUUUGGACCUGUGUGUAAGAAUCACAUGAAGCUCUAAUAUGAAACAUACAGGGUCUGCUGGAAUCAUCUGUAAAUACAGACUGAAUAUUGUAUUUAAAGGCCUCUUGGGAAUAUAAUACUAAACAAUUUUUAUGGUUUCUUUUCCUCUUAGCCAUAUAAAACUUCAUCUGUCCAAUAUUAUAUAUAUAUACAUAUAUAUAUAAUAAUCUUAUAUAUUAAUCAGUUAAAAUAAGUUUUUUUUAUUUUUUAUUUUUUUUCUCUUCUCUGUUUGGAAUCCAUAAUGUUCUUGUGUACACCAAAGAUUGAAGAAUUAUUCCUAAUUCAUAUCUUUUUUUACUUUAUAUACUUCAUGCUAAAGUCAACCAAAUCGCACUUCACUCGAGAACUGUAUAUAUUAUUGAAUAUCUUUUCUAAUGUGUAUAUAAUUUCAGCAUUAUAUAACGAUAGUUUUAAAUGGAUUAUAAAUACUUUACAUUCGUUUUUUAACCGCGUUGAAAACAUGCGAAAGUUUACUGGAUCUAUAUUCCACCACCAUAAUAAUAAUGUGUGUUUGUCACAUCCAUUGAUUUCAUUCUAGCCAUUGUUUUACUUUCAACAAACGCUCUGAAAUAGGAAAAUAGAAAGAGAGAUAUACCUGUUGGGAAAAGCAUCACAGAUAAAGCUGUAUCAAAUUAAGUCUUAUUCAUACCUAAACAAUGCGUUUACCAUUGUAUCUCAUAAGAAUCGCUCUCAAACUUUUAACCCCGAGUUACCCAAAUCCACUUCUGUUUGUGAUGCAUUAUAGCCAGAUCUCCCAUAUUCUUACCUAAUAUGUUGAAUCUUGACCUUCUCAAGCAAAGGGCUUGCUUUGCCCGAGUUACAUAUCGGAAUUUGUUUCGUUUGAUCACAUUCCUGGUGCUGGUGUUCGCACUUCUAAUUUUCCUUUCCCAUUACUAUCUAUCUAAAAUCAGUGGUGACAAUGUCAGCAGUGAGGGUGAUCAGUCACAUUCCAAACCGAACCAUUUGGGCGAAGACAAUGAAAAGCUGGAAAAGAUUGACCUUUGCUUGCAUGUCAGCGAGCUGAAGCAGAUUCGUGCAUCUGUCAACAACGAACUGCGACUGUUAGAAAGCAAGCGCCAGCACCUGCAAGCAGAACUCUCAGGUUACAAUACAAACAUUCAAAGACUGAAGAAUGAGCAUGAAAAACUGAAGAGAGAUUUAGAACGUCUAAAAAUCACAAUAGCCCAAGUAAAACUCGAAAAGGAAGAAAUAACCAAGCAGAAUGUUCCCCUGCUGCUUGCCCCCAAAAUCAUCCGCCCAAAUGCUUCAGACAGUCUCUACAUACCUUUACCAAGAUACCCCAGCAUUUGCCAGAUGCAUAAUUGUUUUGACUAUUCCCGCUGCUCCCUAAUUUCGAAAUUUCCUGUGUAUAUUUACAACCCUCAAAAAUUUUUAAUCGGAAAACACAUGAACCUUGACCUUUUGUUAAAUCUUCAGCAAUCCAGUUUUUUAAAGGAUUAUCUUACAGUCGAUCCGAACGCUGCUUGUGUUUCUAUAGUUUUCAUUGGGGAGCUCCGAGGUGUGCGUGCAAGAUCCUUGCAGUUGCUGUUGCUAAAAUUGCCAUACUGGCGCGGCGAUGGUCGCAACCACAUCUUAGUGUCCCUUAGUAAGCGCGUGUCGGACCUCGAAUUAAUUAACAAUGUAAAUACCGGUCGUGCCAUCUUAGUCAACACAUUCUUCACAUCGUCCUCAUUCCGUCGUGAUUUCAACAUGAUCGUCCCCCCAGUGAUUCGGUCGUGGCUGAGUGCUUCCAGCUGGAAAGACAUGUCACACAUGUCUCCGAUACAGAGAAAGUAUCUGCUCAGCUACGCUGGGGAACAUCCGGACUCCAAACCACUGCCAGCAAGCCACUUAAAGACCAUUGUAGAUAUUGAGCCGAACCCCGACGGUCAGCAAAACGCCGACACCGAAAACCUUAGCAACAACAACAGCAACAGCAACAAUAACAACAACAGCAACAACAACAACAACAAUAAUGGUGUAAAAAGUAAUGUAAAUAAUAACAGCAAUGCAAACAGUGAUUUUAAUGACCAAAGUUACAGAGUUCGACAACUGAAAAGUCUGAUAUCUGAGCAAGUACUAAAUAAGAACCUCGACACCAUUAUUCUGGAUACUCUGAAAGGGAUUCAGUCCUUAAAGACAGACCCCUUUUCAUUUGUGUUUUCCUGUCGCACGUCCCCCGAGCGAAUCGCAAUAGCUGGCGAGUGGUCACUGUGUGAGAGCGACCUGUACCGCCGCGAAGUCAUCAUGCAGUCUACUUUCACUUUGAUCAUUGCCCCCAAAAAUACUUCCUUCAUAUCAACCCCUUUGAUACAUAUCAGGCUGUUGGAAGCCUUGAAGUAUGGCUCAAUCCCUGUGGUUUUAGGCAAUUAUGUACAGUUACCAUUUAGUGAGCUAAUAGACUGGCAAAAGGCCAUCAUAGUAUUGCCAAAACCUCGAAUAACAGAGCUGCACUUUCUCCUGCGUACAUACACGGACAAUAUUAUUGCAGAAAUGCGUCGUCAGGGUCGGUUUCUGUGGGAGACAUAUUUUUGCUCAUUUGACAGAGUCAUGGCCAUGGUUCUGGCUACGGUUCGGACACGAUUACAAAUUCCAGCAGCCACAGCGAAAGAGACUGCUUCUCCGAGUUUUUUCAACAUGACUGUGGUUCCGAUGAAAUUGGAGAUGGAGGACAUUGAUCCGGAGACUGAUGACGUGUUAGGACCAGUCGAACCCCCUUUCCCCUCUCAAACCUUCAACCAUAACUUUUCACAAAUACGAAACUAUGAGAAAUUCAAUUCCUAUGGGGAUCCAUUCCACUCUUUUGCUUCAACUCCAUUUGAACCUGUCCUUCCAUCCGAAGCCAAAUUCUUGGGCUCAGGUUACGGAUUUCGACCAAUCAACAAGGGAGCUGGAGGGGCCGGUAAAGAAUUUAGCGAAGGGCUCGGUGGAAAUGUUCCUCGGGAGCAAUUUACAGUGGUGAUGUUAACCUAUGAGCGUGAAACUGUGCUGAUCAGUGCUUUGCAGCGUCUGAAAGGAGUACCUCAUCUAAAUAGAGUAGUGGUUGUUUGGAACAGCCCCAAACCACCACCUGCUGAUCUUCGGUGGCCAGAUAUUAAUGUCCCUAUCAGUGUGAUUAAAACAGAGCGCAACACUUUAAACAACCGUUUCCUACCAUUUGAUGUAAUUGAAACUGAAGCUAUACUUAGCAUUGAUGACGAUGUCCAUCUUCGCCAUGAUGAAAUCAUUUUCGGCUUCAGAGUGUGGCGUGAGGCCCGUGAUCGUGUUGUUGGAUUCCCAGGACGCUUUCAUGGCUGGCAUGCUGAUGAGAAGGCUUGGCACUACAAUGCCAACCAUUCUUGCGAACUGUCGAUGGUACUUACCGGAGCAGCCUUCUUCCAUAAAUAUUAUGCCUAUAUGUAUUCCUAUGUCAUGCCACAAGCUAUUCGAGAUAAAGUCGAUGAUUACAUUAACUGCGAAGACAUUGCUAUGAAUUUCUUGGUUGCACACCUCACACGAAAGCCUCCUCUGAAGGUGACCUCUCGCUGGACAUUUCGCUGCCCAGGAUGCUCCCAGGCUCUUGCAACGGACGUAACUCAUUUUGAUGAGCGACACAAAUGCAUAAAUUUCUUUGCUAAAGUCUAUGGCUACAUGCCAUUACUGUACACACAAUUUCGCAUCGAUUCGGUUUUAUUCAAAACCAAAAUUCCACGUGACAAGCAGAAGUGUUUUAGGUUAAUUUGAAACAAUCGCUGCAUCAGAUCAAGAGAGACAAAAAAAAAAAAAAAAAGAAAAGAAAAUAAGAGAUCCCUGAUAAAUGCUCAACUAUUUCAUUUUUACCCUCACCGCUUACAGCUAAACGUAACUCGAUGCAACGAUGCGUGCUAUCAGUUCAUCAUUGUACAUAUAAAACUUCGUCAAAACAUAAUUUAUCACUGGUUUACAAGGUUUGAAAUAAUGACUUGGAAUAAUUGUAGGCAACAGGGGGAAAAAAAAAAAAAAAAAAGGCCUCAAUCAUUCUGACAAAAUACUAAAUUCUUCACUGAUAUAGUCAUCUCAU
This is a messenger RNA of Octopus sinensis (East Asian common octopus), 5127 nucleotides long. RefSeq names its product exostosin-like 3. The record is from RefSeq and is a predicted model, not a curated record. Lineage: Eukaryota; Metazoa; Mollusca; Cephalopoda; Octopoda; Octopodidae. Gene Ontology annotation, molecular function: glycosyltransferase activity. The coding region runs from base 1860 to 4811 and encodes 983 amino acids. The transcript has 8 exons. Gene Ontology annotation, cellular component: membrane.